Molecule: messenger RNA, 409 nt
Organism: Lingula anatina
Lineage: Eukaryota; Metazoa; Brachiopoda; Lingulata; Lingulida; Lingulidae
Product: DNA ligase 4
Biological process (GO): nucleotide-excision repair, DNA gap filling; DNA biosynthetic process; DNA recombination
Cellular component (GO): DNA ligase IV complex; DNA-dependent protein kinase-DNA ligase 4 complex
Molecular function (GO): DNA ligase (ATP) activity; DNA binding; ATP binding
Source: RefSeq, a predicted model, not a curated record
UUGAUAUGCUUCCCUGCACGCAGAGACUGGUGUGUUUACAUUCACAGUGAUACAUGCGGCUUGUACAACAAUGACUACGGUUGCUUCCAAAGUUCCAUUUUCCGAACUUGCAGGACUACUCGAGAAAAUAAGCAAAAAGCAAGGAGCGGACAAAAAACUUCUGCUGCAAGAAUUCAUUAACCGCUGGCGUGAUUUCCAUGGAAAGUUGCAUGCAGACGAUGCUAAUACGACAGACAGUUUCUAUUCAGCAUUAAGACUUCUGCUACCCCAUUUGGAGCGAGAAAGAGCUGCAUAUGGCAUUAAGGAGAACACACUUGCCAAGCUGUAUAUAGAAGUGCUGUGCCUGGGAAAGGACAGCCCUGCUGCAGACAAGUUGAUUAAAUACAGAGCUCCCAAGAAUGCUAAAGGG